This is a messenger RNA of Folsomia candida, 855 nucleotides long. RefSeq lists its product as uncharacterized. The record is from RefSeq and is a predicted model, not a curated record. NCBI's taxonomy places the organism in Eukaryota, Metazoa, Arthropoda, Collembola, Entomobryomorpha, Isotomidae. The transcript is spliced from 3 exons. The coding region runs from base 66 to 725 and encodes 219 amino acids.
UAAGUCGAAAAAGGAGCAAAUUUGUCUCAUUCGUCCUUCCCUCGAGUUAUUGAUAACUUGUAAUUAUGAAGAUUCUGCUAAUUUUUGGGGUCGUCUGCUCGGCCGGGUUUUUUUACGUGGAGGGACAUGGCACCUUAAGGGAACCUCCGCAAAGGUCGUCGGUCUGGCGGGAUGAGCGUUUCGCCUCCUUAAAUCCCACCCCAAACUACGAUGACGGCGGGUUAUGGUGCGCCGGUGAGAAGCAGGACUACGCAGCGGAGGCGUGUGGCGUCUGUGGCGACGGAUUUUCCGUGGCGCGACCCCGACCCAACGAGAACGGGGGAACGUACGCGAAUGGCAUUAUUACCGGACGGUAUCGACGCGGUGAAGAAAUCCCGAUCGCAUUCGAACUAACGGCGCAACAUAAUGGCUACUUUUCCGUACAAAUUUGUGACGAUUUGACGCUCGAGUCGCACGAAUGCUUUCAGCGACGCGGCUUCCUUCCCCUGGCGGGAGGAACUACGACGAAAAUUGAUGUUACGAACAGGCAAGGUUUCGUGAAUACGACGGUCCAGUUACCGCCGGAUUUGAGUUGUCAGUACUGCGUGCUCAGAUUGUACUAUAGAUCAUGUAAGGAUUGGGGAGAGUGUGACGGUGUCUGUGAUUGUCCAAAUCCCCCUGGCGCCAUGUGUUGCGGACCGCAAGAAGUCGUGCUAAACUGUGCCGAUAUUUCGGUGUCGUUGUAAUGCAUUGUUUUGAAGGGGACUAGUAUGAUAAGAGGCUUGACCAUUAAAUCUCUUAUCAUAUCCAUCACUAAACUGUUAUCAUUAAAAUGUACUGGGUGAAAUGAAAUAAAAUAUUGCAAAACGAAAAAAA